Molecule: messenger RNA, 3377 nt
Organism: Gambusia affinis (western mosquitofish)
Lineage: Eukaryota; Metazoa; Chordata; Actinopteri; Cyprinodontiformes; Poeciliidae
Exons: 5
Coding region: 756-1628 (290 amino acids)
Molecular function (GO): glial cell-derived neurotrophic factor receptor binding; growth factor activity; receptor tyrosine kinase binding
Source: RefSeq, a predicted model, not a curated record
UAAGGUCUCUGUCUGUCAGGCGAGGCGCGCUGUUUUUACGCAUCGCAUCCAUUCCUCUCUGUAGCCGCGCCGAGCUCUGCUGGGAGAAGACAGAGCGGCGGAGCGGUCUGUUUAUUCACACCAGUUCAGAACUUUUUUUUUUUUUUGGUUAAUUUAUUCUUGUGUUUAAUUAUAGAUGCGUGUCUUUCUACGCGCGUUCUUGGAGAUGCGGGAAAAGAGCUGCGUAAAAGGCGCGAUAUGGGCAGACCUCGGAGAAUAUUUUUUUGCAACCCUUUCAACUUCCCAGCUCAGAUCGCCAUCUGAUGCGUGAACAGGAGAAACGGCGGACUUCAGAGUGAUCCUGACACGGCGGCACUCCGUACUCGGACACCCAGAAACCGAUCCGAACUCUUCCCCAAACAGACACGCGGGGGCCAUUAUCAGCGCGGUGUUGUUAUUUACUUAUUAAGCUCUGUUAGAGGCAAGACCGAACAGGUUGCUGGAGGUAAAGAAAGAAGGAGCCUCGCCUGAAAAACUGGCUUCAAUUCAUCAAGCAAUGGUGAGACGUGAGUCACCGGAGCGGCACAAGUAGAUUGGGGGGUGCUGAAACUCAACAGGCCAAAGAGGGGAAAACCGCAUUCUGGCCGCGCGCACCAAGGCGCAAGGAGGAGGCGCCUCUUCGGCUUUCUCGAUGGAUUCUUCCAGCCCGCUUCUGCCUCAGAUGAGAAACGCUCUGCCGUGGACAGUAGCGAGCCGUGACGCCACGCUGUGAAAACAUGACGCACCGCAGCGCGCGGAGAGCCGCAGCAGGCGCGAGCGGCUCUGUUCCUGCGCACCGGGAGCGGAUUUCCCACGGGACAGCUGGUGGGACCCGAUGGAGGGUUUGGAGGAAGGAUAGACACAUUUCUUCUGUCAUGUCAGCAAAGGCCAAGGUCCUGCUGUGGGUGCUCGUCUCCUUGCUGCCUUUGGUGGAAGGAGCUCACAUGAGAGCUGCUGCUGCUGGUGGUGGACUGGGGUCAGACCUGAACCAUGCUGCAGGCCUUCUGGAGGCUCAGGAGGGGAGAGACUUUCCUGUCACACUGCCAGAGGUGGUGGGGGACAAGGAGCAGGAGGAGGACAGUGAGCCUUACCCCACAUGGCACGCUCUAUAUGAGCCCUUUGUGAUGGAUGAGCUGGAUGACCAUCCCAGCAUCCGCUGGGCGGGGCGCUCGCCACGCUCCUCUGACCCCACAGCACCUCAGCCCAAGGGGUCGCAAAAGAAGAAAAGACGAAAGAAGAAAGGAGAGGAGGCGGGAAACGCGGACAGAAGGGGGAAAGGUAAAAGCCGGCCCCCAAAACAGAGCAGCAGGGACUGCCGGGUGGAGAAGAAAGAGAUGAAGGUUCGGGACCUCGGACUGGGCUUUGAUUCGGACGAGAUCGUCCUCUUUAAGUUUUGUGUGGGCUCCUGCCAGAGCUCCAGGAUAAACUACGAUCUGGCGCUGAACGCGCUGCUGGAAAACGGCUCCCUUCCGCGCCGCGUCGCCCGGAAGGUGAGCAGGAACCCCUGCUGCCGGCCGGACCGCUACGAGCCGGUUUCCUUCAUGGACACCUCCACCACCUGGAGGACCAUAGAGUCGCUUUCAGCUGCCAGCUGCAUGUGCAUCGGCUGAACUGACGCUCAGCGCUGUGUCCAAAAGAAAAAAAAAAAGACCAGAUGAAGGCGCUGUUGCACAUAGGAAGUUAGAGAGCCCGUGUGUUGGGUGCAGCUGGACGACAAAGGGCUGAAAUCAGAGACUAAUGUGGAGGAGCGGCAGGGAACGAACAGACUGUUUUCACAUCCAUGUCGGACACAGGAUUCAGGAACCUGCGGGCCCCGGAACUCCUCCGAAAAAAACAAAAAAACAAAAACCCGAACAAAAACAAAAACUCCUACGUGUUUGGACUUUUUGUUGGAAGAGACCUGAGAUAAAAGAACAAAAAAGCCUAGUUAAAGGACUGACACUGUGUUUAUACUGUAACUUUAACUAAACGCUUACUGCAAACAGUGAAACCAGCACUUCCCAAAAAACCCCCAACAGUCUUUUUCCCGUCCCCCCCCUCCUUCCCCCACGUCCACCCAUCACCCCACCCCACACACACAAACAGAGACCUCACAUUAUAUCCUUUUCUAUACGUUCAGGUGAACUCAGCCUAAUGGAUGCCAUGCAUCUUCAUGUAUUACUGUGUAAGAGUAAAGUAUAUUUAUUACAGAUAAAUUAUUUAUUUAUUAUGGCUUCAUAUGAGAGCUGUUUUAUAUGGACUCUAUAAUGUAGAUACAAAUAUAUCUAUUUAUUGCCAAGAUUCACAUUUCACCCUCGCAGCUGCUUUUUGUUGACUCCGUCUCAGUGAUUCAUUUCCACAUUUUUCCAAACGUAGGAACACAAACCAGACAGUAACCGUAACUAAUUACUGUCUCUCUCACACAGUUCAACCCCAACCAGCAGAAUGUAAAUUCUCCUCCAUACUGUCGUAAUGAUCCUGAUUUAUUUUGUUUUUACCUCAACGUCGCUUCUCAGUCUUGAUUCUAACAUGUAGGCAUGGGCCAGUAGAAAACUCUCAUGACAUGAAGUGACAACAAACAGCUCCAUGGUAUUAACACAAACUUUUAACAUGACAUGAUCUGUUCCCCUUUAACAGAAGAGCUACAAUUAUUUCUGCGGCAGCUAAAAUGACAACCUCCUAAUUAUUUGUGCCAAAUAUUUCUUAUUGUUAAAAAUUCAGAGUGAACAACUGGUUAUGUUAGUGCCAGAAUAUUGGACAUUUUUCUGGUCUCCUUACAGAGUAAAGCAAAUUCAAGAAGUUAGUCGGUUAGCUCGCCAGGCUGGUGACUGGUGGAGUCUCCAGCGGCUGUUUGACACGCAUGCCACUUGUAGCUUGUCAGCCGUAUUUUAAAACAGCAUUACUUUGAAAGGACUGCUGAGUGGUUCUUCUACUGCAUCUGGGUUUGUCUUUUGUCUGAGCCAGGAAGACCUGAAGAGCUUUGUGAGUGUAGAAGCCUUCUUUCAGCCAGCUGACCAGCAGUCACUGCUGGAUCUGGAAAGCCGUUGGACCCUGGGCGAGAGCCAGGUUGCAUGCAAACCACUGUUUCUUUUAUUCAUGCAAAUUACCGUUGGUGGAUAGUGUGGUUAGCACAAAAUUUAUUAUUGUUGGAUGUUGUCAUCAUUUUCGUUUUCUAAAACGAACUUAGUACUUGUUUGUUUUCACAAAUCCGGGCUUGUUGCAGCGAAGAGGUGUGGGUAUGAUUUGAUCACAUCCUUCAAACUACUGAGUUUACUUUGGCCAGACAAAAGAAAAUACCUCGCAGUGAUAGGAGCUCAAACAUUUCUGGAUAGGAUGUCAUUUGAUAUCUAUUCUUUCAGGCCUUUAAAAGGCCUUUAAUA